Meloidogyne enterolobii is the source of this 650-nucleotide messenger RNA. NCBI's taxonomy places the organism in Eukaryota, Metazoa, Nematoda, Chromadorea, Rhabditida, Meloidogynidae. The record is from the annotation of a GenBank genome assembly.
UCAGGCUCCGAAUCCGAGUGCGCCGGGACUGCUACUACAGGAUCACCAUCAAGAGGGUGGAAGGCGAACAAGGCAAUGGGGAGGUGCUGGACUUGGAGAUCAAAUGGCGACGGGGCGGUAUGCCUCUAGGAGUGAGCAUGGAAGAAAGUCGGGGCCGAAUCACAAUUGGCGAAAUACAGGCCGGAUCAAUUGCUGAUGGCAACUUCCACUAUGGGGACGUAAUGACGCACGUUAACGGCAAAAGGGUGACGGACAUCAAGAGCGCAAGACCUGCAAUUCUGGAAGCGAUAAACAACAACAAAAGCCUAACCAUCCGUGUGGAGCGCCCGGAACAAUUGGGGGAAGUUUCUCAUCUUCCGGCGGACGUGGCCAAAAUCAUCAAGCGACAAAUCAACUUCCAUCGCCAUGCUCACAAAUACUCUGCGUGCAUCACUUCAGCUGAACGGGAAGCGACAACAUCUUCAAUCCUCAGCCGCAUUACUGCUGGACUUACUGGAAACACAUCAAGCAGAUCUUCUCGUCGCUCCAGUCCAGAAGUUGGCACUGCCAGAGUCACGAUUCAGCGAGCAUCCUCAUCAGACGUUAGGCCGAUUCCAGCCGAUUCGACAAAUGACUUGAAGCGAACGCCACCACGCCCUGGUUCACAAUAA